AUUCUAUUGUACAGAUAAAUAGUCCAACUGAAUUCCAGUCUGUAUCAACCCAGAAUGGCAAUAAGAAUUACCUCUGUUUCUGUUUUAAUACUUACAACCUUAUUGCUCAAUACUUGCAAAGCUGUGGAUGAAUACUCAUCACAAACUGAUGCAACUCAAUCAUUCACUAUAAGCGAUGGCAUGAUGCUAUAUGAUUUCAAUCGCAAUUCAAAACCAAUAACCCUCAAGCAGUCAAAUCAUUCCGGCAAUUUAACUCUGUUCAACUUCUCGGACCGUGAAACAUCUCUAUUUGAAGAUUGGAUCGGAGUUUCAGAUACAUUUGGAGUUGAAGGACGGUCUAUAGCUGUACUUGUACCAUAUACUGCUUAUAAUAACCAGUCGGCAAUAUUAUACUAUCAAAUCAAUCCACAACCAGAUGGAUCGGGUUUCGCUGGUGUCCACUACAAAUUGGAUACCUGGGACUUGUCAAACUAUACUGGUGUUAUCAUUGAAAUACGUACACAUUAUAGAAAUCCCAAAAUGAAAUUGACCUUCUAUGGAAACUGUUCAGGAAUACUCACUUGUCAAUCGUAUGAGUCGUUUUUCGAGACAUCAGGUGAACGACAACGAAUAGAAUUGCCAUUUAGUACAUUCAAACCAUAUUUUCGUGGAGAACCGAAACCCGAUUCACCAGCUGUUGAUUUAACUCAACUCUCCCGCUUCGGUAUACAGGUGUUUGGUGGUAUCUUUGCAUCCAAAAAGAUAAAUGAUCAAGGUUCCAUCGAAAUAUUCUCCAUAAUAGCAUAUAAGAAGCGUUAAAUGCGAGCAUAAACAAACCGAGCUUACAGGAAUUAUAGAUAACGUAAUAUGUAGUACUUAUUGAUACUGUGAGUAUUUUAGUUCGUAUUAAGUAGUUUUAUCAAUAAAUGCCGUGUAUUUCC
Messenger RNA from Schistosoma intercalatum, 920 nucleotides. The record is from the annotation of a GenBank genome assembly. NCBI's taxonomy places the organism in Eukaryota, Metazoa, Platyhelminthes, Trematoda, Strigeidida, Schistosomatidae.